Molecule: messenger RNA, 1796 nt
Organism: Lathyrus oleraceus (garden pea)
Lineage: Eukaryota; Viridiplantae; Streptophyta; Magnoliopsida; Fabales; Fabaceae
Product: protein root UVB sensitive 2, chloroplastic
Exons: 9
Coding region: 331-1575 (414 amino acids)
Biological process (GO): response to UV-B; auxin polar transport
Cellular component (GO): chloroplast envelope
Source: RefSeq, a predicted model, not a curated record
UUUCGUUAUCAUUAUAGCAUAUGGCCAUAUGCACCGAAGUGACUUGCAUAUUUUAGAAGUCCUCUUUAUUAGAACUUAGUUUCCAUUAUUUGUUUUUAUUUUUCAUUUUCUCCUUUCUUUGUUCUUUCUAUCGUGUUCCCGAACUAAACCAGCGUCAUGUUACUCUCGGUGCCACCGUCGUGGUUGCAGGCAGUUUUCAAAUCUCGCCGCUAAGUCCACCAUUCACCAUAUCCGUUUCAUCUCACGUAUUUUCCGCUACUCAGUGCGCACCAUCCCCAAUCUAUCUCUGGUUCGUACACGUUUGUUGACUUCAACAUUGACACUAUCGAAAUGGAGAAAAACGAAGAAACUCCUCUCUUCUGGUUCGAAACUUCCAACUCCGUCUGUAGCCGCCACCAAUUUCAACCCGACGGUCAACUUUCAGUAAUUCUUGUUGAUGAUUCUAGACCCUUAUAUCAAAAGGUUGCUGGAUCUUUCAUGAACAAGUUUUUCCCCUCUGGUUAUCCAUACAGUGUAAAUGAAGGCUAUCUCAGGUACACACAGUUUCGAGCAGUGCAACAUGUUACUAGUGCUGCAAUGUCAGUGCUAUCAACUCAGUCACUGUUAAUUGCUGCAGGGUUGCGGCCGACUCCUGCUCAGGCAACUGCGGUUAGCUGGAUUUUAAAGGACGGAAUGCAACAUGUAGGGAAGAUAAUAUGUAGUAAUUGGGGCGCAAGAAUGGAUUCCGAGCCUAAACGAUGGAGGUUGCUGGCUGACGUGCUUUAUGAUUUGGGCAUGGGCUUGGAAGUGCUUUCUCCAUUAUGCCCACAUCUUUUUCUUGAAAUGGCAGGCCUAGGAAAUUUUGCCAAGGGGAUGGCUGUUGUUGCAGCCAGAGCAACACGAUUGCCUAUAUAUUCCUCGUUUGCUAAAGAGGGAAAUCUCAGUGACCUAUUCGCUAAAGGGGAGGCUUUUUCAACUCUCUGUAAUGUUGUGGGAAUUGGAAUUGGAAUUCGAUUAGCUUCUACUAUCUGUGCAUCAAUGCAGGGAAAGUUGGUCAUUUGUCCUCUCCUUUCAGCUAUACAUAUAUACUCAGUGUCUGAAGAGAUGAAAGCUACUCCUAUCAAUACUUUGAAUCCACAAAGAACUGCAAUGAUAGUGACUGAUUUUCUCAAGGCAGGAAUUGUAUCAAGCCCUGCUGACCUAAGAUAUAAGGAAAAUCUACUUUUUCCUGUGAGACUCGAAGAUGCUGGGAAUGUAAGAGUUGGAAAAUCUUUACAUGAAGUUAUUAAGCCAUCGAAGCUUGUUGAAUUAAAACAAGUAUUCCCUAAGGAGAAGUUUCUUUUAAAUCGUGGGGGUAAAUGCAUUGACAUGGUAUUGAAACAAGAUGCUAGUGGUGAAGAUGCAUUGAGAGGCUGGCUAGUUGCUGCAUUUGCUGCACAAACUGAGAGUUCUUCCCAUGAGCUUAGUGCUAGUGUUCUGCAAGACGCCUAUGACAAAAUGAAUGGAGUCUUUCCUGUAUUUUUAAAAGAAUUACAGAGGAAAGGAUGGCACACUGAUCGGUUUCUGGAUGGAACCGGUAGCCGCUUCGCAUUCUAGUGUUUUUAUGAAAAUCCCGUUUGGUUUCAGUAAAGAUUUUACUCAUUUGAGAGAUUUUGAUGUACUCUUGGUGGAGUAAAUUGAAUGGUUCAUAAUAAAUUAUUAACUGUACAUUUGACCAUUAUUAAGAAUAGUGUUUAGAUGUACUGUUUUUUUUUCUUCAUGAGUAUGUAAAGAUUAAGAAUAACUCUCUUCCGCAUUAAUUGAUAUAAAAUUUCACA